GUUGACCAAUAAAAAUAAUCUAUUCCUUUAAGGGAGGACAGAGGCGGGUCCUAACGCUUGACAAGCACUUCUGUCGACUAAUCAGAGCCCCACUCCUUUCGGGGCCGAGACCCGGAAGCUAGGCUCUGCGGGUUCGAGCCCCGUCUGCGGCGCGAUGGCACCCAAAGCGUUCAAAAUCCGUAGCCUCGGCAGCGAUCGGAAAUUCGGAGUGGCGGCAAGAAGCCUGAAGGAGUUGCUCUCCAAGGCCUGCGCCUUCCUGCAGGUGCAGUUGAGGUGGUUGGGUAUACAGCGGGCUUUAGGACCGCCGCGGAAAUCAAGUGCAAGCAGCGGCCCCUGCUGGAGCCGCUGAGGAACUGCAGGUGCUCAAGUUGCUUGUUAAUAGAAUCACAGAACUGGAGUUGGAAGGGAAUCCCAGGGGCAUAUAGAACUCCCUUCUUUAAUCCAGGAAAGCGGGGUAGUGUUCCCCAAACUUGAGUCUCCACGGUUUUUGGACUACAACUCCCAUCAUCCCUAGCUAGCAGGACCUGUGGUCAGGGAUGAUGGGAAUUGUAGUCCAAAAAAAGCCAGGGGCCAAGUUUGGGAAACACUGGUUUAGAGCAAGCAAACUGAUUUAGGGUGGCAUCUGAACAAAACCCCAGUGCUCUGGCUAGGAUGAGGCCACCUCCUUGCGGAAGCUAAGCCGGUUGGGGAGUGAGGACUGGAUGGGAGUCCACAUACACACCACCUUGGGUUCUAUGGCGGAAGAAAGGUGGGACAUAAAUGUAAGAAAAGAAUAAAAGUUGGCCUGGGGAGAGGGCUGGCGGGGGAAUCUUCCUGUGUCUUGUGACGGCUGCCCUGACUCCAUGUGCCUUGUGUCACCUUCCCAACAGCUCCCUUACACUGACUGCCGGCUGUGCUUAUAUGAGGAUGGCACAGAGGUGACGGAAGGGUAUUUUCAGCAUAUUCCAGAUCAUUCAGAACUCAUCUUGCUACCCCCAGGAGAGAGCUGGCAUGGCUGUGAGUAGGACAGGGAGUUUUGUUCUAUUCCUCUGCCUGAAAACAUCCACCGUCCUCAUGCAUUUUGAGUGUAUGCACAUAACCCAGCCAACAAAUAUCACAUAGCGUUGUAUGAAAUUAAUAAAUUAUGAAAUAAUAUUGUUAACUGGGAAAUUUCCGUUGUUGGUGAGCAUGCAUAUUUUAAGGGUCACAUCAAACAUGCUGACUUUUGUACAAAGCAGAAAUUUUCUCUUUCUUCCCUUCCUUUCAUGAAUUACUGUAAUUGGUCGCACCACAAAUAUAACCAUGUUGACUCAGAUAAAUCCAGGUUUGAUGCAUUCAGAUUAGUCAGAUAUUGCAAAUGCUUUGAAUGCUUGAGAGCUUUUUGAAAAUGUUAAGCGUUUCAUUAUUGCUGUUAAUACUGAUUAAAAUUUAAUACUAAUUACUGAUUAUUUUCACUACCAUUAAUAAUAAUGUAAAAUAUUAUCUUGAUUAAAGCAGGAACAAGCAACCCCAAAUAAUUUUGCACACACCCUCCCCCCACUCUAACAACCUUGCAGAUGUGAGCGAGAUCCAGCGGUUUCUUGAUGCCUUUUCUAGCCGAACGGAUGAUGUUAUUCGCGCAGCUCAGGGGCUGCUCUCUGACGAGGAAGCCCCCAAGAGACGGAAGCUGCUGGCUGACCUCAUUCAGACUCUCAGUGAAAAUAUUUCAGGGGAAAGCAGAGAGGAAGAUGGGAGAUGGUUCGAAGGUGAGCUCUGCCUCGGUGCCGACACGCCCCUUAAGGAGGGUUGUAUUUUUCUUCUUAUUCUUUGCUAAACAUUACACUUUUCAUAUAAUCACAGAGUUGGGAGGCACCCCCAAGGGUCAUCUAGCUCAACCCCCUGCCAUGCAAGAAUCACAGCUAAAGAAUCCCUGACAGAUGGCCACCCAACCUCUCUUUAAAAACCUCCAAGGAAGGAGAGUCUACUACCUUGCAAGGGAGUCGAUGUUUCAUUUUGGGUGCGUCCAAAGCCCCUUGGAAGAGGAAGCCCAACACAAAGCAUUGAUUCCUGCACACCUCUCAAUCUCAGCUCAUGCAGAGAUAGUGACAUGAUCUUGAGCCAAAGGCCUGAAAUACUCAGGCCUGAAAUACAUAAUCUGGGACUCUAACCACUACACCACACUGCCUGUACAGGGUAAGAUCAAAUAGGGGUUCUUCGCCCCACACCUUGGGUAUUAAAAAGGCUUCAGAACUGCUUUCAGAAGAAGGGCCUGUUUUAUAGAUGCGGGUAGAAGGUUAAUGGGGUUUCCCCCCUCUCUCCUAGGGGUUGACUCUCGCUUUAAGACAAAGUCCAGUUACAUGCGCUACAGCUGUGAGAGCAGGAUCCGAGGUUACAUGAAAGAGGUAAUGCAUGUUUGAUGCAGCCCAUAGUUCACCUUUUAGAUGCAUCAGUUAUCGCAGGGAGGGCCAUAUGGAAGCAGCUAGUAAAAGUUUUAAAGGUCAUAUUUAAACAGUAUUAUAAUGAUUAUAAAUGGGAAGUAGCUGGGGAGUUACACAGUAGGGGACCCUCCUGGACACAGGACUGUCCGAUUACACACACAAAUAUUUAAAAUCACAAGUCUGAGGGGGUCUUAUAUGGCACAAAAAAUCAUUUUUUGAAGAUUUUGGGGGCAGAGGGGCUAGCUACCCAUCUUACAUUUUCAUCUACAUUUUUCUUUUAGUUAGUGGAUUCCACUCAAGCUUAGUUGUACUCAGAGCAGCCUCAGUGUAGUGAAUGAACAUGACUAAACUGGACCCAUUCAUUUCAAUGGGUCACCUCAGAGUAAAACUUAGCUGAAUACCACCCAGUGCAUUUGUGAACCACCUUGAAGAUCCAUUCAGCCAAAACAUAGGGUAGGAAUCCUCAAAUACAUGAAUACGCCACAGCUUUGUUUGUUUGUUUUGUUUUAAACACAGGUCAGCAACUACGCUUCCGCACUCCACCCGGCCGUCCAAGCUAAAUUCAAAGAGAUUGCGGAAGAGAUGCUGUUGAAAUUAAAGUCAGAGAGGUACAAUGGCUGUUAUUUUGACAGGAGAGAAGACAAGAAGGUCUGUCUUUGCACACCAGAAGGCUGGUUCUCUUGUCAAGUAAGUUUCAAACUAGUUUCUGGUGCUGCAAAACUGUGUGUCCGUACCCGGUUGCCUUAAAAAAAAAGAAAAAAAAAAGAGUUCCAACAGAUACAGGGCAGGGAUGGGGAACACUUUCCAGGCAGAGGGCCACACUCCCUCCUAAGUUACCUUCGGGGGCCCGUAUACUAGUAGGCCAGACUUCCCCCUUCCCCCUCCAUCCAGGCAAGCAAGAGGCCUUAUCACAGUUCAAGGACACAGUUCAGCCAGACAAAAACACCCAAGGAAGGUGCAGAGCAGGACUCGAGGGGUGUUGCCUAGGCAGAAAUCAGGGGGCCAGAUGGAGAGGCUUGGAGGGCCGCAUGUUCUCCACUCCAAUAUAGAGUUCCAAACCAACCAAGAAAAACACUGGCCACCUUGAUAAAUUAACAGGAAGGAUUCGAGGCCUACGAGACCACAGAUUCACUGAAGACUGGAGUAAAUUUGUAGACUAUUUGAAAAGUAUAUGCGAUGAACAAAUAACGUUUGUAGGUUUGCAAGAGGCUCUGUGAAAAAAAAAUAUUAGAAAUAUUGUAAAAAAGGAAUAAGAGGGAGGAGGCUUUUAAUAAAAGGCAAUAUUAAAUUAAGAAAUGUGGAAGAAGGAUUAAAACGGAGGAUUUGCAGAAGAGCUGAGGGAAGUCCAAAAAAAUGUAUUUGUGAAAAACUUUGUUAUGCGUUUUUAUAUUUUUGUAUUGUAAAAUGAAUAAAAAUAUAUAUUUUUUUAAAAAAGAAAAACACUGGCCACCAACAGCCAGGGGUUCUGACCUCUGGGCCAGCUGCCUAGACUUCAAGCCAUACCCCUUAAGGACCCCUUUUCACAGGUUCUGGUGGGCUUCAGACCCCCAUGUCUGGGGGAAAUGAGGUCCUAGUUCUUUGGAGUCCAAGGCAGGGACAGGCAAGGUUCGUGUUUCAGAAGCAGCAACUGAAACAGUUCAGAAGAGUGGGAAGGGAAUCCAUGGCGGGCAAGAGGUGAACCUCCGACGGCAGCAGCGUGAGUAGGACAGAGAUGGAGAGGGAGCAGGCGCUAUCCUUGGCAAGAUUCUCUCUUCAGCCUCUGAUUGAAACCUGGCCUCCGAGCUUCCCUUUGUAGGGCUGGGCAGAGCUGGAUAGGCCCUUGCAGUGUCCCAACUGGCUUAGUUCUCAGUUGCAUUCCUUAGAGCAAAGGUUUAAAACUUUUUGAGUCCAUGUCUCCCUUGACCACCGACAUUCUUUCUGCGGCAACCCUGUGGGGGCUCAGAAGCCCAGUUAUGUCUCCCCUUGCCUGCAGAGCUGGCAGCCUCUCACCCUUUUUCAAACACCCUCCCUUGUGGAACAUCCCCUCGGCCUCCUUUCCUCUCCCCUCUUCUUGGGAGUCCUCCGGGCAGCUGCUGCCACUGUGCCUGGUCUCCUAGCUGUCCCCUCAAAGAGAGGUACCUCCUCACACUGCCCUGGGACUUGUCUGUCCAUUCCCAACAGCAAGGGCUGGCGGAUUGGCUGGGUGGGCUCCCUCACCUGUUUGCUUGCUUGCUCCAAGGCCCCAGAGCUUGUAGGCCCCAGAGCAAGGCUCACCUGUGGAGCUUGUAGCCAGGACUGCAACAAGCAGCUGUGCAAGCCUUUGAGAGGCAAAGAUGUGAGAGGGAAUCAGGAGGGAGGGAAGAGGGUCAGAAGCCAGUGUUACCUGUGGCAACCCUGAGCAUCAUUCAAGGCACCCCAGGGUGCCACAGCACAGUGAUUGAAAACCACUGCCUUAGGGUUUAGGACUCGGGAGACCAGGGUUCAGAUUCCUCCACUCGGCCUCAAAGCUUGCUGAGAGUUGAUGCCUCUCAGCCUAACCUGCUUCACAAGGGCACAGGAGGGAGCUGUGAUCCUCAUUCCAUGACACCCUGUCCCCUUGCAGAGAUUUAUUUAAGCUUGUUUAUUUUUAUGUAAAUUGAUGUAUUCCCUUUUCCCCAUGAACUCUCAGCUUCGGUUUUUAUUUGGUUUGAUGUUUUUAUUAUGUUUUUAGAUAUGCUGUAAGCUGCCCAGAGUGGCUAGGGAAACCCAGCCAGAUGGGCAGGGUAUAAAUAACAACAUUACUGUAUUAUUAUUUCAUGCUGUUGUCUUUCCGCAGGGCCCUUUUGAUGCAGAAAACUGCCCUAGCCAACACUCCAUCAAUCCGUAUGGGAACAAAGAGAGCAGAGUCCUCUUUAGCACCUGGAACCUCGACCAUGUGUAGGUACAAGUGCAAUAUCUGAACGGGCAUUUCCUGCCAUUUUGGAAAGACAAAAGGCACCGGAAGGCAGACUGAUUUCUUCCAAUUUUGGGGUUGGACAACCUAUUCCAGCUCAGGGGCUGUGUUGCUAAGCAGGCAGCCUUCUGGGGGCCACAUUACAAUGCUGGGUGGGGCAAUAGAUGUUACUUUAAAACGAACUUGAAAAGCAACAGCCCUGAGCCCUGAGAUUCAGGACUCAGAAUUCUGCUAUUUCCCCUGGGUUUGCACCGAACGUGCACUGCCUUGGGUCCCCAGGAAACAUUUGCUUGUUUCCAAAUUCUGAAAAAGGCUCUAAACAUUAACAUCCACAGGGCUUGCUUUCUGUUUCAGAAUUGAGAAGAAGCGGAUGGUCCUCCCGACGUUAGCAGAAGCUGUAAAGGGCCGAGACGGCAGGGAAGUGAACUGGGAAUACUUCUACCAGCUGCUGUUUACCGUCCAUAAUCUGAAACUGGUGCACAUUGCCUGCCACAAGAAAGCCUACCAUAACCUCAGCUGUGACAAGAGCAAGAUCUACCGAAAACGGAAAGGGGUCCACAAGAUCCGGAAGUGACCCCCCCCCCCCAUUUGCCAAGGGAGUGACUUCUAAGUUGUGGGCUGAUGUACCUUUUUCCUGAGCACCUGGGUUGGUGGUCUGGCCGAUGAGCCUUUAUUUUGUGGAGUCCCAAUGCCUUCUGGCCCUUGACCUCAGUUGCACGUGGCUGUCUCCAUCAGGAGGAAGGGCACACGUUUUUGAACUCCCGAAUGCUGGCAACUCCAUUUAUUUCCCUGAUGUGGGUGCCUAUUGGCCAGGGCCCAUGCAGUCACCCAAGUCAAACAAUGGAUUCUUCUCCACAUCCUAUGGGGAUUUUGCAAUGUUUAAAUGGAAGGCUCAUUGUUUACCUAUAUGAGUACUCGUGUGGCGGAAGUUCCACCAUGCAAAGCAUGGAGAAGCCCUAAAUCAAGUAGUAGAAACAGAAAAUGGCUUCACUGCCUUAUGUUUUCUGUGCCAUUUUCAGCCUGGCUUAUCCUGCAGUACUGCAGAACGGAACAUGAAAAAUAAGAAACCAAUCACAUAUGCUGGUAUCCUUCAUUUCAAGCCCAGAGCCUGUAAAGCCCUGAUUUUAUUUCUGUAGCAUAUCUAGCUCUCCUGUCUAGUAGAGUCCUAAGCAGGUCUGUUCAGAAACAAGUCCUAUACAUUUAGGACAACUGUAUGCUCCCCCCAUACCAACUCCCCCUUCUCACCAAGCCCUGUUACCUCUUCAGCUUCCAACACCUUCUCCUCCCAGUCUUCUCCCUCAUUGUUUUCCCACCAAUCCCCUGUCUCUGAGCCUUCUUCCCUUUGGGGAUUCCCCAGCUGGUUCUUCCUACCAUUCCUCUGCAUCCAACAAAUCCAUGACAGCAGGACCCAAGGAGUGUAUCACAUGCAAAAUGUUGGUUGCUAGCCAUGGAAAUAGAAAGGAGGACAGGGAUUAAUGCAGUGAGCACUGUGAUGUCACACAGAAAACUAUGGUUCUCUAAGCAGUGUGGGAUAAUGCUUAGAGCGACCGGGGUCAAAAUCCCCACUUGGCCCCACUGGCUGACCUUGGGCCAGUCGCUGCCUCUCAGGCUAACCUACCUCACAAAGCUGUUGUGGAGGUUAAAUAAGGAGGGGGGGGGGGAAACCAUGUACACCACCUCAAGCUCUUUGGAGAAGAAUGUGGGCUAUAAACAAAGUAAAUAAAAUACCUCCCAAUUACUUUCGGGGGGGGGGGGCGUGUAGGAAACAGAGGUGGUUUCCUUUCAAUUUGACUCUAAAUCAGGGGAGGAUACCCUAAAGCCCUCCAAAUGUUGAGACUCCAGCUCCCAAUUUAGCUUGUUUGUACAACCAAUUGUUAAGUAUGCUUUGAGUCCAGGAACAUCUGGACGGAUGCAGGUUAGUCCAACUUACUAUAAAGAGCUAGACAGAUUAGUGGAGGAAAGGAUUAUCAGCUGUAAUUAGCUAAGGCGACUAAGAGGAGCUAAACUGUGAGAAUGCCUGGUUUCCAGAUGCCCAUUUGGAGGCACCUAACUUGCUGCUGUAAGACGUUUGAAUAGAGCAGCCUUUCCCAGCCUGUUGCCCUCUAACUGUUGGACUACAACUCCCAUCAUCCCUGAUCCCUUGCUGGGUGGUUACUGGGAAUUUAUAGAGCUCACAACAUCUGGAAGGCUGGAUUAGAUGACACAUCUAUUAUCCACCAGGGCUCUUCUACUAUUUCUCAAAAUCCUCUGCAACAGUCUAGGCUUCUGUGGCAGAUCAACUGGGGUAGAAGCUUCCUUGAGGUAGAAAAUUUGGUAACACCCCCCUCGCUGCCCCGCUUAGCCCUGUGGCUCCUCAAUUUCUGCACCGCUCCUCCAUGCUGUGUUUUCCUCCUGUGCAAUAAAAAUUAAAUAAAAUCCUGCCAACACAAAUAACACUGUCAUUCGGGAACUAUCCGACAGUCUUCCGUUCAUUAGGAGCAACAAAAUCCAGAGAGCAGAUUUCUCUUCUCUGGCAUCAGCCGCUUUGCAACAUGAACUAACACAACUUAAGGGCUCUAUAAAUCGUUUUUAAUUAGUUCUCUACUAAGCUUCUGCCGUUCCAGGCCGCUGCCUCGCAACCUGGGUGAUCAGCAGUGCAAGAAAUACUGUAGGCAAAGUGGAUCGUUACCUCUUUGGAAAAGGAGGCUGGAGGGGAUAGUCAUUCAUACUGGGGCUAGCAUCUCUCACUGUGCCCGAGAGAUCCUGCAAACCCUCCUCCCAAGCUUGCUGGUGCGACCCCUGAGGUCUAAGCGCCUGCAGGGAGUUGCCAAGUGACCCCACAACUCCUACCUUCCAAGCUUGCAUUCUCACAGGAAUCAAGAUACUGACUUGUUUCCCACACACAUGCUGCUUCUGGGAACUGUUUGCUCUUCUCCCCUUCUGGGAGUCAGGAGUUGUUCGUAACAAGUGCUGUCAAACUUUCUGCUGACUUUCUGCCUUUGCCUCACACGCAGUCUGUGACAUUGCCUCCAACAUCUGAACUGGGAGGGUUAACUUUUUCAAAAAAGAAGAUGCACUUCUCUAGAAGAUGCAACAACGGUGGUGAGAUGCACAUUUGCGUCAGGGAAAAAGAAAUGGCAGCUACUGAAGGUGACCGGGUCAGUGCUCGGUGCUCAAGCGACUUCUUCCUUUUCAUCGUCAUCAUCGUCCUUGGCUAUGAAGUGUCCCUUUCUCAGCUCUCUCCUGCUGGCAGACACCCGGGAGAGAGGAUGGGCUGGGAGGUCCUAGGAAAGGAACAAGCCAAGAGCAGACUUAAUGCAUGGGCCAAGGUUGCUUCAGACAGACCACUCGGGGCCCUGUGUGACUCCAGCUCCCAUCAGCCUCAGCCAGCAUGGGAUCAUGGGAACUGUAGUCCAAUAGCAUCAGGAAGGUACCAUGUUAUUCCUAGAAUGCAUGAACAUCCAGGACAACCGAUUAGACGUAAAGUUUCUGGAAAUUGUGAAGCUGUGGAAAAGAACUGUUCCCCCUCCAUUCUCCCCCUCCCUGGGAAAUUUGGGGGAGGGGAGGGAAUUGAAAAAAAAUAUGCAUUUUUUUAGCACCCUUAAUGGAUCAAAAGUCACUUUGUUACUUUAGGAACAUAAAAUGUCUUAAAAUAUAUAAAUUGGUUUGCCAUUAAAUUAUCAUGUUUGAUAUACU
Podarcis lilfordi (Lilford's wall lizard) is the source of this 8982-nucleotide messenger RNA. Lineage: Eukaryota; Metazoa; Chordata; Lepidosauria; Squamata; Lacertidae. The record is from the annotation of a GenBank genome assembly.